Messenger RNA from Cadophora gregata, 2405 nucleotides. RefSeq lists its product as uncharacterized. The record is from RefSeq and is a predicted model, not a curated record. Gene Ontology annotation, biological process: lipid metabolic process. The transcript has 2 exons. Gene Ontology annotation, molecular function: phosphoric diester hydrolase activity. Lineage: Eukaryota; Fungi; Ascomycota; Leotiomycetes; Helotiales; Ploettnerulaceae. The coding region runs from base 554 to 1936 and encodes 460 amino acids.
GUACCCGUCUGCCGGGAUGAAUGCUCAGCCCCUCGUAACCCAGCCUAGAAGCCCUCGGAGUCUCGCACCCUUGGUCUCUGAAAGUAAGAAGUAAUUCAAAUGUCUGGAGCCUCCUCUAUUUGCCAAUAUUUGCAACCAUUCUCAAGAGUCUCUCGUUUUCGCAUUUUCUCCCCCUUGGCUCCAGAUCUAGAAUAUCCAGGAACGGCUCUAGUGCCUCUCUAGUCUGCCGGCUAACAUCACCUCACAUCUCCCCGCCGCGCUGCCGAAGCCAAAAUCGACGUCAUUGAUCGGAUAUUUUAAUCCACUCCACUCUGUUGAGACGACGAGCCUGCGGUUUUGCGUGGUGGUAAGAGUCUACCUAGUCUAGCUUUUUGGGUUGACGCGGGCGAGGACUUCCUGUGCCUCUGGAUAUUAUUGUCGAACCUUCCUCUCUCUGGUCGAACCUCGUAACAUUCGUUUGUGGUGGACUUUUGUUUGUUUGGAGUCCCGCUCCAUUUGGGAGAAUUGAUCCCUCUCGCUGGUAUUCCCUACUUGAGUAUACAUCCUCACAGCAAUGCUCUUCUCAAGCGUCCUUCGGUAUGGCUUGCUGUUCGCUCUUGCAGCAUCCCAAGAUGUGCUCACAUUGAGUGGGACAUCUGAGGGUACAGUUUCAGCAGCUCUCCCGACUGGAACAUACAUCUCAUAUUCUUCGACCUUGACCAGACCUUCAACAUCAGCCAUUACCACAUCUGCCAUUGUCACAACAAUAAGCAGCGGGUCUACCAUUCGAACAACAACCCUGGGCUCAACAACACUAUUUGGCGUAGGCACAAGCAUAAUAACUGCUAACAAUGAAACCGCCAACGCAACGUCCACGAGCGAAGACUCCCAACUCUUACUCACUGGACGACCGCAAACAACUCUCUCCGUAAAUGGGACCAUGAAUGGCACAGCGACUGCAACGACUUCGACUGCCCCUCAGCCUACAAACACCACACCCUGUAACAACUACGUCGAGUUCUGUGGCCGAAGUUAUGGAAAUAUUACAGAGGUAGCUGCACACAAUUCACCAUUUGUUAGGCCUGGAAAUGCAGCAGCAAACCAAGCUUUGGAUGUGACUACACAGUUGAACGAUGGAAUUCGUCUGUUACAGGGACAAAUGCACUUCGUAGGAGAAGUUCCACAUUUCUGCCAUGGCUCCUGCGAUGUCCUCGACGCAGGCCCUAUCACAGAGUACCUUUCAACAGUCUACGAUUGGGUGCAUUCGCACCCAUACGACGUAAUCACCAUCCUCCUCGGAAAUGGUGCCUACAACGCCGUAACCACCUACCAGCCCUUCAUCGAACAAACCAACCUCCACAACUACGCCUACGUACCCCCAAAGAUACCUAUGGGACUCAACGAUUGGCCCACCCUCGCCUCCAUGAUCUUGCAAGGGAAGCGCGUGGUCUUCUUUAUGGACUACGAAGCAAACCAAACCGCCAUCCCAUGGAUGCUGGACGAGUUCUCACAGAUGUGGGAGACGCCGUUUGAUCCCGUCGACCGCAACUUCCCCUGUACUGUCCAACGACCACCGGAUCUUCCCGAGGAUCAAGCCAAGAACCGUUUGUAUCUCAUGAACCACAAUCUAAAUUACGACAUCAAUCUCCUCGGAAACUCUAUCCUGGUUCCUAAUAUCCCGCUUUUGAACGUCACGAACAACGUUACCGGGUUUGGGAGUUUGGGGAGUGGAGCUGAGAACUGCAAUUCCAGCUGGGGAUUCCCGCCGAAGUUCUUGAAUGUUGAUUACUAUAACGUGGGGAAUGGGUCCGUGUUUGAGGUUGCAGCGAAGUUCAACAACGUGACGUAUACGAGGGAGUGCUGUGGAUUGCCUGUUAGUGCUGCGACGGGAAUGUAUGAGAGGACGACGUGGUUGGCGAUGGUUUGUGCAGUGGCUGCGGGUUUGUUGAUGCUGUGAUGAAUACCAUGAGUGGUAAAGACAAACCACAUUACUGUUAAAAUUGCUUUUUGGAAUAGAGCAUGGUUGGAUUGGUGCAUUGGCAAAGGCGUUUUGGAGAUAGCAGGUUUGUAUUUUUGGGUGGAGGGUUGUAUAAAUUUCAGCUGUAUAUGAUAAUGUCUUCACAUAGCACUCCACUAAGGACCCUACGUUCCGUGUGUGUUUGGAAACUCUCCGUUUUCGCGCUAAGAAUCUGAUUACAGAAGUGCCUGCAUACGUUGAAUGCUGAGUGGCAACUAUCUUCUAGGCACUACAUUCUUUUUUCGAUUCUGCAAGAACUGCUGCUCAAACUACCUAAUAGUUGUUUCCCCUGUGUAAUUCUGCCGGCGCCUGAGUCCUCGAAUGUAAAGGAGGGGAAUGGGCUAUUACAGCAUAUAAAGUAGGAAUCAUUUUGGACUUUCAGCGAACCUAAUAAUGCAACAGCGGAGAG